AUGGCCCCGAACAUAGAUAAAGAAGCGGAGCAUCUCCGGAACAAAGCCAGAAAGGAGCUCCUCGGGUUGCUUGAAGGCGUUCGCGGCAAGAAGAACUUGGUCAUUGGGAGAGAUCUGACUGGCCUCCUCAGUCUUUUUGUCCAAUUCCCAACGCUGAAGGAAUAUGGUGUGGACAAAGUCUUCGAACUCGAAAAUGGCAACACCGACUCAUCACAAAGGAACGUCGUAUACCUCGUCCAUGGAGAGAAAGCCAGCUUGGUCCAAUCUGUAGCAGAACAAAUCAAGAAACUCCAGAGGAAUGGCUCGGUCGAGCACGAAAUCUCCGUAUGCUGGGUUCCUCGGAGAACCCUAGUGUCGAACAGGAUUCUGGAAGAUGAAGGCAUUUUGGGGGAUGUCAAUGUCUCGGAGCUCCCCAUAUACUUCCUCCCUUUGGAAGAUGACAUGCUCUCAAUGGAGAUGGACGAGGCAUUCAAUGAUUUAUAUCUCAGACACGAUCCUUCCCCACUUUAUCUUGCUUCAAAAGCCCUGAUGCAGAUCCAACAGCGACAUGGUUUGUUUCCACGGAUUUUGGGCAAGGGGGACAACGCCAGACAACUUGCAAACCUCCUACUCCGAGGGAGAAGGGAGCUUGACGCGGACGACGCUGCAACACAGUACACCAGCAUGCCUAGUACCUCGAUUGAGCAGCUGAUCAUUAUCGAUCGGGACGUCGAUUUUGCCACAGUGUUGUUGACACAACUGACAUACGAAGGCUUGAUCGACGAAUUGGUCGGAAUCAAGCACAACCGUGCAGAAGUUGAUUCAGCUGUCAUUGGCGCUGCUCCGCUGCAGCGAUCGCAGACCGGUUCUUCCUCGACAUCUCCGCCUCCAGCCAUUCGCCAAGGACUCAAGCGCAGGAUCCAGCUCGACUCAUCGGACUCGCUGUAUGAACAAUUGCGUUCCUCCAAUUUCGCUCUGAUUGGGCCACAUCUGAACAAAAUCGCCAGGCGUCUAGAAUCAGACUACGAAGGUCGCCACACUGCUCGCGGCAUCAACGAGCUACGAGAUUUUGUCAACAAAUUGCCUGGUUUCCAGCAAGAGCACCAAUCUCUCGCCAUUCACACGAAUCUUGCAGACGACUUGAGCAAGCACACUCGCUCCGAGACCUUUAACCGCGAAUUGGAGGUACAGCAGAAUAUCGCAGCCGGAACAGACCCAAUCUACCAACACGACACUAUCGAAGAGCUGAUAGCCCGAGAUACUCCCCUAUCUACCAUCCUCCGUCUUCUUUGCCUCGAAUCAACCAUAGCUGGUGGUCUGCGACCUAAGGACUUAGAGUCGUUCCGCCGGCAGAUCCUACACGCCUACGGCUUCCAACAUCUCUUGACACUCGACAAGUUGCAGACCAUGGGACUCCUCCAGCCUCGCUCAUCCAGUUCAGCUUUACUUCUCCCCGUCGGCGGCGCAGGGGCCCCAUCGGAAAAGGGCACGAAGACAAACUACGGCUAUCUACGCAAAGAAUUGAAGUUGAUUAUUGAUGAGUAUAAUGAACAAGACCCGGAGGAUAUUGCUUACGUGUACUCCGGCUACGCUCCCCUAAGCAUACGCAUUGUGCAGUGCAUCUUACAAAAACAGUAUCUCCAAACCCUGCACAAGUCGCCUCUGCCCCUCACGCCUUCUAGUACAGGAUGGGCGGGCUUUGAGGACAUCUUGAAGUCUGCGAGGGGUCCAACCUUUAAUAUAGCUCAGAAGCCAGCGGACGAGAAGGCGGCCAGAGCAAAAGCUGCACUUGCGGGCACGGGCAAUUGGAAGACUCUCUUUUUCAUGUUUGUGGGAGGUAUCACCUUUACGGAGAUUGCAGCGUUGAGAUUCAUCGGACGGAAAUUGGCCGAAUCGGGACAGAGGAAGAAGAUUGUUAUUUGCACCACCGGCAUCAUUAGUGGGAGGAGCAUUAUGGAAGGGGUGAUUGAGAAAUCCAAUCUGGGGUCAAGACUUGUCGCGGCCUGA
Molecule: messenger RNA, 1986 nt
Organism: Cladophialophora psammophila CBS 110553
Lineage: Eukaryota; Fungi; Ascomycota; Eurotiomycetes; Chaetothyriales; Herpotrichiellaceae
Product: lysine-specific histone demethylase 1
Exons: 4
Coding region: 1-1986 (661 amino acids)
Biological process (GO): intracellular protein transport; vesicle-mediated transport
Cellular component (GO): CORVET complex; fungal-type vacuole
Source: RefSeq, a predicted model, not a curated record